AUGCGCUGCAUCGUGGCAAAUGCGCUGCGGUGCUCGAAGGCAGGCAGCAGCCGUGGCGACACAGGUGAUGUGCAGUGGCCAUCCUUGGCUGCAGCGUCGUCAUCGCAGGGACGGCGCGCGGCCAAGGACGAAGAAGCCAUGGCAGAGGUGGACGCAUUCGUGCGUGAUCACAUCACAGUGGUGUGUCCGGCGCUUCCGCGCGGCAUGACGCCGGAGGAGGCAGCCAAGAAGUUCACGCGCCAGUACCCAGUGGUGCGGUACUGCGUCGAGCACGGAUUGCCAAUCAUCCCCGUGGAUGACCCGAAGUCGCUGUCGCUGAGCGCCUUGCUGAAGGAGAUGCUGGCCAGCAGGAAAGACGUGACAACCAGUACGACAGGCUCACACGCGCAUCACCUUUACAGGAGCCCCCCUAUGCCGAGCCACCGGGCCUCACAUGCGCUGCCGUCAUCGCCGCGCUGCGGAGCCGGCGCUCUUUUGCCCCCAGCGAAUGGCAAGCCCAACACUAAGGGCUCUUCGCCAUCUUCUGCGUCCUCUGCGACUCCGCACACAUGGGUCGCACAGGGGCGUUCACUGGCGGACUACGACCUCACUGUUGUUGUCUCUUUCCGCUACUUCCUGCCGAAGCGCCUGCUGCGUGUGCUGCCACCCGUGAUCAAUAUGCACCCCUCGCUGCUCCCGCGCUACCGUGGUGCCAGCCCCAUCUUCACUGCACUGUGUCGCAACGAGACGUUGGGCGGCGUGAGCAUCACUCAGAUGAAACCCGAGCAGACGGCAAUGGACUCGGGGAACGUGCUCUGGCAGUGCGAGGUGCCCAUCCCCCUCGACAUGGACAUUCGCUUGUACUUCCCGCUGGUCACCCAGAUCGGUGCCGCUGGCCUAUGCGACCUUAUAUUUGGCGAAGCUCCACCAGCAUGGCGGCCAUCAGCGACGACCGGCGUCGUUUCUGUGCUUGCGCCCCCCUCGCUCUCAGCGCGGCCGUCCGCGUCAUGGUCCCACGGCUGCAGCCGUAGUCAAUCACAAACUCACCAAGACGGCGUCGACUGUCGUUCGACCAAGGCUAAAUCCACCAACGGCGCCACAUCACCGUCGUGGUUUGCGCUGCGUCAGCGCAGUCUGACACCGCUCGUGCACCGUCCCGGCGGCCGCGGCGCGGCGCCGGGCUCGGCUACGUCGCACGGCACACACAUGCUGACGAAUACGCUCUUCAGCGCCACCAAGCUGCCGUUCUUGUCGUCCUUGCCAGCCUCGUCGGAGAACUGCUCCGCGGUGCGCGUUCGCCAAAUGGUGCACACGUUAGAUGACACGACUCUGCGUCACGGCCUUGGUAACUCUGAAGAAUCUCCCAGCACAAAUGGUGCAGAUGUGUGCCACCCCCGCUGCUGUCAACCCUGGAUGACGCUGUGCCGUGCCCCCACCCUUAUCACCCCCGAGGCGGUGCACGCCGCCAGCAGAACGCUUCGUUCGUUAUUCUUCCAGAAUGUGGGGAGCCCUCCUAAUGCUGCUGCUGCUGCACCGGCAAUACCGGCUUGCAGUGCCGCGGCACCGGCAGAGUGCAAAGGCGCGCCAGUGAGCAAGAAGACGGUCUCUCUCAGUGCGGCAGCGGAGAUGGGCGUCACAACCACCAUGAAGUGCGCGGAGGUCUUCCCAGCGUCGGUGCUGAGCCCGUACUGCGACUGGCCAGACAGCUUUACGUACAGCUGGAAGUUUGCGCAGGUGCAGGCGUAUCCCACCUACGCCGACUUCUCCGAGGAUCCCUACCAUGCACCUCUGUUGCCGAAGGAUGCAGCAGUGAUUCGCUUCAGUAGUAUGGACGCAGCCGAAGCGUUCGGUGUCUGGCGCGCCUUCGUCGGCGGGGACUACUUCCAGCCCUCGGUGAAUGCCACGCUCGACAAGGGUAGCACCCCGGUGCGCAACCAGCUAGUGCACCGCGCGUUGCGGCGGAUUCUGCUCAAGCGUGCCAAGUCGCAGGGCACUUUGCAGCAGUACAGCGAGUGCGCGGAAGCAAGGCACGAAAAGAUGUCGGCUGCCACAGUGACCUUGGCUAGCGAGGACAGCGACGUUCCCGUCGGCGUCGUGGCAGGCAAACAUGUUGACCUGGACAUCUUCAGCCCUGCAGGCCUUCAGCUGCUCACGGAGGCGGAGAACACACUACGCAUUCCCUGCACCUUCACACAAGUGGUGAACCCGGUACUGGCACCGGCGUGCGUGUGCGAAGAGUUGGCUGAGGUGGAGCGAAGCGGACAUCCGCAGAGGGGGGCGUCCACGUGCAUGCGUCAGCACCAGUCACAGCAACCUCAUCGAUGCGUCCGCUUUUACCGUGCACCGGCGGCUAUUUUUCGUUCACUGCUAUCCAGCCGUACCAGCGACAGCGCUGCGCAGGAGACGACACGGCGGGCUAGAUACCGGUCUGUCCUUGCGGUGAACGAGCGCGGCACGGCAGGCACAGAUGGCACACACCUGCCCUUGCGGCAGCAACCCUACGAGGCAGCUGGCGAAGGCACCGUCCCUCAUUCAACCACAACGUCACCUCGCGCAGCUUCUUUAACUGCGGCUGAGAAGGGGCAGCGGCAGCCGGGUCAUGGCCACUCGCGUGCCGGUGGUGUAGCUACGGCAGUGCAAACAGAGGAGCCGGGGGAGGACGAGGAGGCACCGGAGGACUACGUGCCGGAGGUCAUCCACGCCGCACCGCCGACGCAGCACCACGUCCACAUCCCUCCCGGCACCGGCUACUUUCUUCAGUGUGACGAAAGCUACGGCGCCAUAAAGUGCAAGGAAGGGUGGUUCCUCUGGAAGGAGGCUCAUAUGAAGUGGGCGAACAAGGCGCAGCCGGCUGUCCUCAUCCGGAAAGGCCUGGCCAUGAAGACAGGUGUGCUGUACGUCGGACUCUUCUCCGAAUACUCGUAG
Leishmania major strain Friedlin is the source of this 2904-nucleotide messenger RNA. RefSeq names its product putative methionyl-tRNA formyltransferase. Bases 1 to 2904 code for a protein of 967 amino acids. Gene Ontology annotation, biological process: conversion of methionyl-tRNA to N-formyl-methionyl-tRNA; biosynthetic process. The record is from RefSeq and is a predicted model, not a curated record. Gene Ontology annotation, molecular function: methionyl-tRNA formyltransferase activity. Lineage: Eukaryota; Euglenozoa; Kinetoplastea; Trypanosomatida; Trypanosomatidae. The transcript has a single exon.